ACAAAUCAAGCCAAGAUGAGGCCCAAACCCCAUCAACCAUUCAAUUCCAAGCUGCUCCUUCUACCGCUCUUGGUUGUCUUCUUUCUCCUCUUUGUCCUAAAAUCAAACUUGUCUACCGUCAAAGACAUACAAGAGACCCCAAAUGCUGCCUCAUUACCAUCGCAUUCAGUAAAUACCCCAAAUUGUUCCCCGAGUUGCAACAAGAUACCGGUUUCUCUCUCCCAGACACUCAUCCACUACUCCACCUCAACCAUCACCCCACAACAAACGCUGAAAGAGAUAUCGGUGUCUGCAAGAGUCUUGGAGAAGAAAUCGCCGUGCAACUUUCUGGUGUUUGGGUUGGGGCACGACAGCCUCAUGUGGAGUGCACUGAAUCAUGGUGGGAGGACGGUCUUCCUGGAAGAAGACGAGGCAUGGAUGGAGCAAAUAAGGAGGCGGUUUCCGACGGUGGAGUCGUACCACGUGAGGUACGACAGCAAGGUGAAGGAGGCUGAGAAUCUGAUGGAGGUUGGGAGAGGAGAGGAGUGCACAGCAGUGGGAGACCCAAGAUAUUCCAUUUGCCAGCUUGCUUUAAAGGGUUUGCCGAGUGUGGUGUACGAGACAGAGUGGGAUCUGAUCAUGGUGGACGCACCCACCGGCUACUACCAGGACGCACCUGGGAGGAUGAGUGCCAUCUACACCGCUGGGAUGAUGAGCAGGAACAGGGAGAGUGGAGAGACCCAUGUGUUCGUGCAUGAUGUCAACAGAGAGGUCGAAGACACUUUCUCUAAGGCAUUCCUCUGUGAAUGCUUCAUGAAAAAACAAGAGGGCAGGUUGAGACACUUCACCAUUCCCAGCUUCAAGCACCACCCUCACCUCUUGCACGGGCCCUUCUGCCCUCCCCCACCGCCACCAUCCUGAUCCCUUCUUCACCCCAUUUAUCCACUACUGCUUCUUCAAUAAAAUAUUUCAAAACACCAAAACAUUUUUUUUUUAAUUUUAUUCAAUAUUAUAUUUGUAAUUUGCUAGCCUAAAGAACUUGUACGUUGUAUAUGAGUCCACAUUCUAAAAAAUCAUUACUAUUGAUGAACAAAUAUUGCAUCAUCGACCACAGAGAAAAUUACGAUACCA
Vigna radiata var. radiata (mung bean) is the source of this 1110-nucleotide messenger RNA. Its product is annotated as glucuronoxylan 4-O-methyltransferase 1. Lineage: Eukaryota; Viridiplantae; Streptophyta; Magnoliopsida; Fabales; Fabaceae. The transcript has a single exon. Gene Ontology annotation, biological process: xylan biosynthetic process. The coding region runs from base 16 to 900 and encodes 294 amino acids. The record is from RefSeq and is a predicted model, not a curated record.